This is a messenger RNA of Epinephelus lanceolatus (giant grouper), 3082 nucleotides long. The record is from RefSeq and is a predicted model, not a curated record. Lineage: Eukaryota; Metazoa; Chordata; Actinopteri; Perciformes; Serranidae.
AUGUCUUCAUAUUACACAUCAUACUCAGUCUUCCUCUUAAUUGUCUCUCUUCUCCUCGACUCUCCUCUGUUCAGGAAUGUUCUCCAUAUGCAGCUCACCUCUUCGAUGCUGAGGUCCCAACCACCCCGCUCAGGACCAUCCCUGGCCUCUGUCCUGACUACUGCUCCCAGUUCUGGAAGAAGUGCGGCUCCACCAUCCCUUACCUGUCUGACGACCCACACAUAGACAAAAUUAAACAUGACCAGACACUCCUCUGCCAGUACCUGCAGCUGGACGACGAGGACUACUGCUAUCCACACCUCCUCAGCAACCAGAAGCUCACCCAGAAUCUGGGCCGAGUUCAGUCAGACUCAGACGGCUGUCUGCAGUUGUGUCUGAAAGAAGUUGCGAAUGGGCUGCGGAACCCGCUAGCUAUGGUGCACGCCAAUGAUGGCACACAUCGGUUCUUUGUAGCAGAACAGGUGGGCUUGGUGUGGACAUACCUUCCUGAUGGGUCCAAACUGGAGAGACCAUUUUUGAACAUUUCCAAGGCGGUGUUAACAUCAUCAUGGGAAGGUGAUGAGAGAGGCUUUCUGGGACUCACCUUUCACCCCACGUAUAAGUUCAAUAGGAAGCUGUAUGUGUAUUACUCAGUGGAGGUGGGUUUUGAUGAGAGGAUCAGGAUCAGUGAGUUCCAUGUGUCAGCCCACGACAUGAAUGUGGUGGAUCAUACCUCUGAGCGGGUUAUUCUGGAGAUUGAUGAACCAGCAUCCAAUCACAAUGGAGGGCAACUUCUAUUUGCAGAUGAUGGCUACUUGUACAUUUUCACAGGAGAUGGUGGAAUGGCAGGAGACCCAUUUGGGAAAUAUGGGAAUGCCCAGAACAAGUCAGCUCUAUUGGGUAAAGUUCUCCGUAUUGAUGUGGAUGACAAUGAGAGAGGCCCAUUGUACAGAAUUCCUCCAGAUAACCCCUUCAUACACGAACAGGGGGCACGACCUGAGGUCUAUGCUUACGGUGUCCGUAACAUGUGGAGGUGUUCUGUGGACCGUGGCGACCCUGGCAACAAAGAAGGCAAAGGCCGUAUAUUCUGCGGGGAUGUGGGCCAAAACAAGUUUGAAGAAAUCGACAUCAUCGAGAAGGGUCGAAACUACGGCUGGAGAGCCAAAGAGGGCUUUUCCUGCUACGAUAAGAAGCUCUGUGCCAACAGCUCAUUAGAUGAUGUCCUCCCUAUUUACGCCUACCCUCACAAGAUGGGCAAGUCAGUGACUGGUGGCUAUGUGUACAGAGGCUGUGAAUACCCCAAUCUGAAUGGCAUGUACAUAUUUGGAGACUUCAUGAGUGGGCGUUUGAUGAGCCUGCAGGAGGACAGAAAUACAAGGCAGUGGAAAUACAACGAGAUCUGUAUGGGGUUGGGCCUGACCUGUGCCUUCCCUGGACUCAUCAACAACUACCACCAGUACAUCAUCUCCUUUGCAGAGGAUGAAGCUGGCGAGCUGUACUUCAUGUCGACUGGAAUACCGAGCGCUACGUCACCUUCAGGAGUCAUUUAUAAGGUGGUGGACCCCUCAAGACGUGCUUCACCGAGACAGUGUCACUAUGACCCUCUUCCUGUCAGAGUGAAAAGUAACCUCAUCCAGUUUGUUCCCCAGGAGACAUUAAUCGGAGUUGAGAUACCAAACAAAAUCGAGCCUGAGCCACAACCCACAGAGUCCUACGACUGGCUCCAGGAGCUUAUUGACCUUCUUGGAGUACCAGACCCAACCACUCCUUUGCCAACCACAACUACCACUAAAUCACCCAGACAUUCAAGGCGGAAAGGCAGACGCAGGAAAGGCAAAGCCAGAGCGGGGAGUACACCCCAGCUCCAGAACGGAGCAGUGAGGCUGGUUGGGGAUGACCAAGGCCGCAGCGACCGUGGACGGGUGGAGAUCUACUUUAACGGGGCAUGGGGCACCGUGUGUGAUGACCUGUGGACCACCAAGAAUGCUGCAGUGGUUUGUCGGCAGUUGGGCUUCAAGUACGCUCUGAAGGCAGCCAAGAACUCAGAGUUCGGGGAGGGGAGAGAUCUGGAGAUUCUUCUGGAUGAUGUUCAGUGUGAAGGGAUCGAGUCCACCCUGCUGGAUUGCCAACACGCUGGUGUGGGGAUAAAUAACUGCGCCCAUUAUGAAGAUGCUGGGGUGAUCUGUGGCAACUCGGACUAUGUUAUAGAAGUCUAAAUGUUUGACUACUAUCAAAUCAGAGCUAAUUAUCAUCGACUAAACCGGUUGUCUUAUAAAUCCACCCUAAAUGUAACAGUUCAAAACUGAUAUUUUCAAUCUACUUUUGGUGAAGAACUUGCUAAUUCCCAUCUAUUAGCACACCAAACAGACCAAAUAACUUUGUGCUACAUUUCCAGCCACUACAAGUGGAGUUAAAUAGCAUAAAGGUGCCCUAAAAUUACUGUAUUUUGUUGUCAGUCCAUCACAAUAUAAAAGGAAAGGGGAAAUCUUGUAUAAUACAAUGCAACCACAAUACAAUGUGCUUUGAAUAAGGGGCAUGUUAUCAAUUGUUCUCAUAGAACCCACAGGUAACUACAAAAAGAUGAUGAAAUCCCAAUCUAAAGCAGGUAGUGAUGUAGGUUUUUAUGGAAAUUGGGAGCGCCAAUGGACAAAGAAUAAUCCUUUAAUCAAAGCAUUCCAGAGGUUAUUUAUAAGAUAAGCUAACAGCUGGAAUGCACUGAUGAUAUCUAACACUUUAACCACAUCCAAGGGUGGAGUUUUCCUUCAGCAGUGUUUACUUGCCAUUAGGGGCACAUAGCUUUUUCUCAAAGCUAAAUGUUUAUGUAGGAGUUUAUUUUUAAUUUUUUUUUUUCUAUCUUAGACUUGAAUGUUUAAUUUGAAUGUAUGUUUAGCACUUUUGCAUUCACUCUUUGCCCUUUCAGUGAUUUGUUACAGUAACAAAUUUGAUAAUUAGUGUCUGAAUGUCGUAUUUCCAAGUGAAUGUUCGAUGCCCACUGAAUGAAUGUGUGGUUGUAUCAUGAUGUUGUAAAUUUAGAAAAUGAUUUUAAUAAAAGGGUCCUAGUCUGUACUGGUUUACAGCUACACUUGGGCCUAACAUAACUCGA